Plasmodium reichenowi is the source of this 579-nucleotide messenger RNA. RefSeq lists its product as hypothetical. Bases 1 to 579 code for a protein of 192 amino acids. Lineage: Eukaryota; Apicomplexa; Aconoidasida; Haemosporida; Plasmodiidae. The transcript is spliced from 3 exons. The record is from RefSeq and is a predicted model, not a curated record.
AUGGCAAAAUUGGAAAGAAAAAAAUUUGAAGCAAGGAAAAAAGAUGGAAAAUUAAGAACACGUAAAACAGGAUUUUCAAAAUUUUCUUAUCAAGCAAAUAAUAGAGGUAAAUUAUUUAAAUUUACACCUCAAAAAAAAAAAGUAGAUGUAAGGAAACAUAUUUUUAAACAAUAUGGACGUAGUAAUUUAUCCAUGAUGAAUAGAAAAUUUACGAAACGGGGUGGAAAUUCUUUUUUUUCAAAAAACAAAAGAAAACUUGCCAAUAAAUUUCAAGACAAAUCAUUUGGUAAUAGCAAUGGAAAUACGACCUUUACCAGAAAAUUCAAGAGUGCUAAUUUUAGAAAGAGAAGAACGACAUUUAGAAAUAAUAAAAAAAGAAAUGUCUUUUUUAGAAAAAAUCAAAAUCUACAUGACAAAAUAGGAAAAUUAACAUCUAAGGAUUUGGAUGAUGAAUUAGAUAAAUAUAUGGGAUCUAGCAAUGUAAAAACAAGAUUGGAUAAUGAUUUAGACUCAUACUUUAAAAAUAAUGAUGUAACACAAGGAGAUAUGAAUAAAGGUUUUAAUAAAGUAGCAGAAUAA